Molecule: messenger RNA, 10722 nt
Organism: Gavialis gangeticus (Gharial)
Lineage: Eukaryota; Metazoa; Chordata; Crocodylia; Gavialidae
Gene: NEXMIF
Product: KIAA2022 ortholog
Exons: 8
Coding region: 709-5229 (1506 amino acids)
Biological process (GO): negative regulation of cell-matrix adhesion; negative regulation of neuron migration; negative regulation of cell-cell adhesion mediated by cadherin
Cellular component (GO): nucleus
Source: RefSeq, a predicted model, not a curated record
CUGACUUUCCUCAUUUCUCCAGCUUCCAAGUCCUGAUAGGCUUCUCCUUAGAAUAAGACCACCCCAGCAACCUGAUAUUGCAGAGUACCUUCAACUGCCCUUGCGAUCAGGUCCUUGAUGCUGAAUACCUCUGCCAAACAGAAGCCCCUACUACUCUUCUUGACUUCGGAUGAGAAAUAAUCAUUAAACUCAUUUAUGAGGUUGAAAUAAUACAAAAACCGGAUUUUAAUGAUACCUCAAGGAGAUUGGACCUCGUGCAGACCUGGCUACCUGACCCAUGGAAAAAGCCAGGUUUACCUUUUAUCUAACAAUUUGGAAGCAGGAGGAAGGCAGGCAAAUCUGGAAAGGAUUCUGAACUGGUUUGCAGAUUCCUUGAAUGGAUUGUGGGUGUGUUCAUGCCCUCAAUCCCUCUGCCGGCACAAGAGAUAUAUAAUGUCUGCAAUUGAGUCUCCUUUAUCAUCAAGUGCAAAUCUAUCUACUUGUCACCUACCCAAAGACCAAAUUUGGAAAAUAUAACCCAAAGGGAGGCCCACAUCUCACACACAGCAGAGACAGCGGAAUGGUGUUGGAAUAUUUAAGGAUAUCCUAUCCGAGUCCUAUCCCCUGAACUCUCUCCUCUGUGGUACUGAACUUUUGUGUUACUUCCCAGCCUCUCACAGGUUGGCCAGAUGCAGUGGGGCAUGGAAUGAACAAAGAGAGGUUAAAUUGAUGGAUGACCAACAAGAUAAGGAUUGUGCCUCAGAAGACCAAGAAACUAUCCUGAUUAAUGGGGUGAAAGAAAAUGCAUCACAUGACCCAGACAGUGAUGAGAAGCCUUGCACUGCUGCAGAUGCUGCGGUUACAUUUUCAGCCUUGACAAUAGCUCAGAAGGAAAAUCAAGCGUGCCACCGAGUGCUGCCUCCUUUGACUUUAAAGAAGCCCUGUUUGUUGAGCCCUCCUUCUCCUCUGAGACUCACUGAUGUACCUGAGCACGCUUCAGAUGACUCCUCCGCGCACGCCAUUUCUCUUACAUCUUGUGUUACAAAGGGCAUGAGCUCCUGGUCUCUGCCAGGCGAUUGUGAGAAGGCUCCAUUCACAAUUAUGGAGCCUGGAGGCAUGUCAGCUCUGACUGGUGACUGCUUGAUGCAGCCGAGCCGGACCUGUCUGGGCUGCUUUAUUGAAUCAAAGGACGGCAUUGAUGCAGAGCCGGGAAUAAGCUUGAAAGUGGGUGAUAUAAAUAGGGAUUAUGACACCUGUUCAGUCUCUGAUAUAGGGAUUCACUGCAUGAGCACAGGAGAAACCAUGAGAUACGGAGAUCAACUGCUUUCAGACCAGCUUUUAAGCUUCCCUAUGCAUAAAUCGAGGGCAGCAGACAAAAGAGAUGCGGAAAAAUCUGACAGUGAUUCAGAGGACCCCACUCAGAAAAAUUAUUACGAGGGAUUACUAUUGGACAAAUGCAAUGGCGAGGAACCUUUACUAACAAAUCCAAACCAGGAAUGGGGCUAUUUUGAAUCUUUCAUUAGUGAAAGUAAAAUUGAGCUGCUUGACCUUUGCUCCAAAAAUGAGCUUUCUGUAAAUCUGUUUUCUGAGGAAGAUGUGGAUAAUUACAUGUUUGAUGAUGAUGAUUCAACCUUGGGAAGUGAUGUCUGCUCCUUAAAGAUUAGAUAUGAAUCUUUCCAGGACAAUGUGAGGGAGAAAACCAACGCCCUGCAAGAGGAUGCCCAGUUCAAUUUCUUCCCCAGUGUGUUUGGCAACUGCACUAAAAGGGACAGCAGGAGUGCCCUGAAGAGAGGUGCUGCCUGUGGCACUGACCCUUCCCAGUUCAAAACUGAAGAGGGCAUCAUCUGGGGGGAAGAGGACGAGGAUGGGGAGGAGGAAGAUGGGGAGGAGGAGGAGAAAGCUGCCUUAAAUAAAUCUUGCAACAGUACAGAGGUGGUGCAGUACAUAGGCCCCAAAAGAAGCCACUUCUUGGACUCUGUGAAUUCCACAGAGGACUCUGGGGAGUUCAGUGAUGACAGCACCUGCACAGAGUCCUCGUACGAUGUGCUGCGGGAUAUAAAGGACUGUAGCAGGUACCUAUCCAGGGAACAUUCCACGUCCUUCAUUCAGCAGAACUAUGGGCUGCGGGCAAAAAGGAAAGUGCGCUACAGUGAUGACUACCUGUAUGACGUGGAUUCCAUUGAGAACGAGAAAAAUCUGGACAAGAAAGAGUGGGCUCCGGGUGGGCCCAAAGAAGAGGAUGAUGAUGAGUGGUGCCCAAAGAAAAGGCGGAAAGUCUCUCGCAAGGAGCCACCAGUGAUCAUAAAGUACAUCAUCAUUAACAGGUUUAAAGGGGAGAAGCAUAUGCUGGUGAAGCUCAGUAAAGUCGAUGCCAAUGAGACAACAGUUACCCUAAAUGAGGAACUGCUCAGUAAAUAUGAAAAACUGGCCCCUUUGAAAGGCUUCUGGCAAGAGAGGCAGCAAAGCCGGCUGGAUUUUCUUAGAUCAUCUCUCUAUCACAAACAGAAUUUCUAUUUAAAUGGCUCAGAUGCCUCAUUCCUUCCUCACCCAAGAAAGCGAAAAUGCAAACUAGCAAACCGGCAUAGGAUUCAAAGAAUUAAAGCCAUUGAGCAAUCAGUGAACAAGCUGGGCUCUUGCUCCUCUGAUCAGAAGCAGCCUUGCAGCAGUAAAGAGGAUGCAGGCCUGAAAGGGAUGCAAGCAUUAGCCAUAGCUACCCCCGGCUGUGCAAACGGAUUACAUUUGAAUGACAUCACAGGCAUUGCCUCAGUGAAGUGCAAAUCGCAGGAAAGGGAAUAUAAGGGGACAGAGAGGAAAGUGCUACGCAGAAUCAAAUUCAAAAGUGAAGCCAGGUUGAAAUGCAAGAAAAUCAAAGCAGCCGCCAGUACAGUGGAGGUCUCCCCCACUUUGGAAAAUCAGGACUCUGCAGCUAGUUUGAAGGAUGACACUAUUCCUUGUGCUUCAGAUGGCUCCCAUCUUUCUGAGUGCCAUGAAGAUAAGGCUAAUAAAAAUUCGACAUUUCUAACAUCCACCUGCUCUGCAGACAAGCCUCUGCCAUCUGCAAAUAUCACCACCAAUGUACCCCUGAUCCCCGGAGGGUAUCUACAGACAUUGCUAGAUGCUUCGGAUUUGUCGAGUAACACUGGUAUCUCGUACUUCACCCAGCAUCCCUCGGAGCAGUCGCAUUCGCUCCCCAGCAUCAUUCAGGCAGAAAAGCCGUUCUCUGCUCUGCAGCCCGCCCAGAGCUGCGUGCUGUCCCCGCCUUCAGAAUCUGAGCUGCAACAGUCUCCCCGCCACUUAGAAAUCGAGCAGGGCAACUUCAGCACCAUGUGGCCGGCAAACAAGGCCACCGGGGGCAGCCAUCAGGAAUUUGCAAGUGACAUGAGGGAGGCAUCUGUGCUGUCAAAUGAGUUUGGUGGCUCCGCAGGUGCAGACAACCUCCCAGCCUCUGGAUACAGUCAAGUAAAUCUGAAUAGCAGCAAAUUGCUAUACCAAAAAAAUUAUAUGCCAGAUAACCAACAAGUGCAGUCUGAUGAUUCUUAUCAGUCAUGUCAUUUUAAUAAUGGAGAGGGGCGCUUUCAUUUCCAGCGAGGUACACUAAGUACAGAUGAUGGCAGACUCAUUAGUUUUGAUUCAGUGGGCUCAUUGUCAGUUAGUUCUAGCAAUUACAGUUCUUUAAGUUUAAAAUCUUGUGAAAAGGAUGGCGAAGAUGAUAUUAAUGAUGAUUUCUUGGCCCACUGCAGUCCCAAGCUAGUGAUCCAACAAAGCAUAGAUGAAAUAACCCCUUUGAAAGAGUCCACAGAUCUUUUAGACAUCUCCAACUUCACACCCGAUAAGUUCCGUCAGUCAUCACUUUCGGAGAUGUCUCCUCCAGACACUCCCAACCUUUCCCCUCAGAUAACUGGCUCAGACACCAAACCACUAAGCAAUCUGAAAGGUUUCCAGGAGAGCACCCAGACAGCGCUAAGCAAUUCUGAUAAGGUCAAGUGGAACUGUGGGGUCCUUCAGACCCAAGAUCAGGCAGAUAAUGGGUUUUCUUUAAAUAAUCAUCAAUUUCAGUUCCAUAUGUUCAACGAUGAAGAUUCUGUCAGCCUCCUUGAAAAAAGUCCAUGCUUGUCAACAUUUAAUGAGCCAUCUGGUCAAAUUAGCACCAAUAGCAAAGUGUCAAAAUCUAAGAGGAAAAGUUCAUCCAGCAAGAAUAUGGGUACAAACCAAAGCUCUUCCCAGAAAAACACUAGGAAAAAAUCUCCCAAAGCCAACAAAGGAACUGAUAAGCCGCAAGGUAAAAACUCCAGGCAGGCUCCCAAAACAACAAGAAAAGGGAAAAAUGCAGCAGGAGUCAAUGGUGAAAAAGCUCAAGCAGUUGGCAGCAGGGCAGUCAAUCAGUUAAAUAAUACAGCCUCAACAACAAAGGCACUUGCUGACUGCAUUCAGCACUGCAGCCCAACCUCUGUAAAGAUGGGGAAGCAUAAUGGACUAUCUGGUGAAUGGUCACUGGGAAAAGACAAUAGUACAGGCUGGUCUGAAACUAGUAUAGGAAACACUAACAACCUCCUUGAUGAUGAUCAAAGGGAAUUUGAGGAACCUUCCAAUAUUUUGUCUAAUAUUGCAUCUGGAAUGGCAGAUGUUCAGAGAUUUAUGAUGGCCUCAAUUGAACCGUUGUGGGGGCCCGUGGGUCAUAACAGUGUCCCAGAUAUAUUCCGGUCGCCUGAAUCUAACAGCCUGAAAUUGAAAACUCUUAAAAUUUUGGCAGGGACAUCACAGGAGUCCAAGAAAAAGGUGAAUGGUAAUUCUCCGGGAACUGCAAAGAAUCACAAGUCAAGCAACAAGGGCUCAAGCAAAAAUAAUGGCAAAGCCACAACCUGUGAUCCCAAUCGCCCCAAUUGUUCAACUGGGUAUAAUACAGACAUUCACACUCCCUUUUUUGAUAAAAGUUAUAGUAACCUGAGCACUUUAGGCAAUAAUGGACCUACCCAUAAAAAGCUGUACCGUCAUAAAUCAAGCUCUAAAUCACUGAGGGAUGAGAACUGUAAAGUAAAGCGAACAGACCGUGAACAGACCCAUAAGGACCCAUCUGUGACAGCUUCUUUUGAAAAACUGAGGGAAUCAGACUUCAUUCUUCUUAAGGCAGAAACAACAUUUUUGGUUUUUCCUGUGUUUGAAGAAGAGACUCCUUUUUCUAGAAAGACGUUUGAUGUUUGUUUUUUUUGUUUUUUGUUUGUUUCUUUCAAAAUAUGCCUUGUGGUAUGUUGAAAUGUAAGUGCUGAAAUGAAGAGUUUGAAAUUGUGGGAAUUUAUUAUUUGAAAGCAAACCUAAUCUGGUAUUCUCUGUGAAAGACUGUUUUAAAAGUCAUACUGUUGUACAGUAGUUUAUGCACUAUUGCCCACAACAACAAAAAAUUGUGCCAAACUAUGAACAAGUGACUGUAUUGUACAUAUUUUUACUUCUCUAUCAACAUUGGGUUGUGAGUGUUUUCUGCAGCUAUGCCUUUUGGUUUUACUAUAAACAUUCCAGUGAUUAUGUAUUAACCACCCCUAUGAAAGCACCUGUAACUCACAAUGAAAUGAUGUUCACUUAUACAACUUACCAAAAGUUUUAUGGACAUGACUAAAAGUGUGCCAAAUUUACUUACCUCAUUUCAUGGAUUCACCCUGCGGUUUAAAGCUCACAAAGGAAAAAAAAGGAACUUUAAAACUGAUGCUGGGAAAAUGUAAUCUCCUGUCUUUAGAAACAUAAGCAGAAAAAAACCCCAUAAUGAUGAAAUUUUGAGUUUCAUUAUAGGUGAGAGUUGAAAUGUUGGAGGAAUUCAGAAAAUCACUCAAGGUAAGUUUGACAGGAACUCAAACUGCAUUUACAGACUGCAAAACAGCUGCUUUUCAAGUGUCUGUUUUCUUAAAGCAAAAUCUGUAGCUGAAGAUCAUUUGAAGUGCAAAGUUAUAUUGCUGAUACUUUGUAUCUCAGUUUUAUAUAUUUUAUAAUAACCUGGGAUAAAUUCUAAAAUAGUUAUAAAAUCAAAACUAAUACAUUUCAUAUAUUUCUUGCUGUUUAUUUUUAUUUGCGUAAUUUCUUAAACAUUUUUAUGCUGAUCCUAUCAAAAGUGCUCUCAUAUCAUUGCUUUGGUGUUUUUCUAAGUGUUUAACCUUGCAAUGCCAAUAUUGUUUGAAAAUUUAAAAAAAUGAAAAUCAUUAAUUUUGAAUGCAACGAUGAAUUUUUUGCUUUCAUUCCGUACAUAACAUAAGAGGAAACGGAACUAUUUGUGAUCUCACCAAGUCUGGGCCAGAUCAUAAGCAAGUGGACUUUAUUAAGAUGGUGAUAAGUAUUGAAUGCUAAACAUGUUAUCAAAAGGCCUUAUUUCUAACCCUACCCACUGCACCCUCACCCUCCAACAGCAAAACAAACAAAAAUUCACUUAUUUUCCUUGUGCAACUGACAGCCUGUGCAUUUUGCUGCUGAUUUGUUAUGAAACCUUGAUAUGCAAGAGACCUGCUAACUAGGGAACUUAUGGGAGCAGAGGGAGGUAAGGUUAGGACACACAUUAUGCAAUAGACAAUUACAGAUACAAGGAGAGGGGCCUUAAAAGCAAUCUAAUAGAUCACUUUUCAACAUACUCAUGAGCAUAGCGGUGGUGUUUCCAAAUAGAUUCAGAUAGACUUGGAAGUGUUUUCAUAUAAGAAUAUUCCUUUCUGUCACAGUAAGGGCAGAAUUGGAAGUGGCUUCUCUUUGUUAUAUUCAAAUCAGCAAAGACAGAUCAUUCUCAACUUGAGAGAUGUGAAGAAUCAGAGAUGGGACCAAUUUGCAAACUUCUGACUUGGGCAUGUGGUUAUGCUGAAGCCAUGGCACCACUCCCUGUGUCUUCCUCCUGUGGCUACACAGUAGCCUGGGAGUUAGUACUGUUUUCAAACAGUGUUAAGUCCUUCUCGGGGAGCAGGAGAUGGUGCUACAGCUCACAGCCAGUCCUCUGCCUCAGUGCAUCAGGGGUGAUAGCAGUGCUCUCCUGUCUUGCAUCCUUGGAGAGACAGUCUGGACUGAUGUAAUGACAAAGUAAGGAUGGUGUUUUGUAUUUAUAUAGCAAUCCAAAAUUCAUUGCUCCAUAAAAGAAAGCGUUGCUACAAUAACUGUGAUGUUUAGAGCCACUUCCAAUUCUGCACAAGGGGGUGGGAAGGAGGCUGCUUUCACUGCUGUUUUGGAUGUUUAGGCUGCUGCUCCUAUGGAGCCAGAACAGGCCCAGCUUUAGGAAAUAGCAGUUCCCUGCCCUUUGACCCAGAACUGCCAUUUGAAAGCACAUUUCUGUUGGCCUGCAUUGUAUUAUGUGUGUUUAACAUAUAAUUAUAUGACUCAUAAUAAGGUACAUUGUACUGAAACAUACAGCAAUAUAUAUUGCAUUUGAGAAAUGUGCAAUAGGACAUGAAUAUAGUACAUAAAACAUAUUGACUAUUUUGUUGUCUCUUGAAAGCCCAUUAAUACCCAAUUACCAUGCAUUUCAGUACAGUGUUAAUUACAGAUGUCAUCUGCCUUGACUCACUCUCUCAACCUUCUGUCUCUCAUCUCUUUGCCUUCUUUGACUCUGUCACCCCCUGACUGCACCAUAAUUUCUUAACACCAAAUGCCUGAGAAACAAAAGCCUUUGAGGUGAAAUGCUGCCCCAGCUCCCUGCUUGACUCCCCUAGCCUCUGCAAAGUCACCCCUAACCAGGCUUCCAAGACCACAAAUGUUGGAAUUCCCCUUGAACCAAAUUUCUGUCCUCUCUCCUUUUACCUUCUCUGUGCACCCACCUGUCACUACCUCGAGAACAUUAUCAUAAUGCAUCUUUAACUUGUCCCUUGCCAAAAACUCAUUCCUGCUUCCACUGCUUCUUCUCUUUGCUAGCACACUUUGCUCUUUCAUAGUACUGCUCUUGAAAGGUAACUGUGGCUAGAUUCCCCUCUCAGUCCAGGAUUGCCAUACCCUGGCCUUUGGCCAUUUCUAAAUCUCUUUGGAUUCCCAGAACCUCCACAGGUUCACUUUACUUUCCCAUUUUACUCAUCCUUCCCUCUUUAGAUCCACCCAGACCUCCACUCUCUCUCCUCAUGACCCUCUACCAUUCUACCCUUAUGCGUGCUGCCCACUCUACCUGAGGAGCUCACUUCAAGCCACAAAGUCAUUUCCUUAUUUUUCAGCUCCUUGAAGUUCCUUUUUCACUGUAGCUUGUUUGACUCUUGCUGUAAAACCAUUUUAUGAUCCUCUGUAUGAAGGAUGCUAUAUACAUUGUAUGGUAUCCUUAUUCUCUUGUGAUGUACUGUACUGCAAAUCUGGCAGAUUUCAGUUUUGGUGAGUUAUAAUCAUCAGCUAAAUUAGAAUACACAUAGGGACAGCCUAAUCAAUUUAAAGGACCCGCGCGUGACCUGGCUUAGAUCGGAACAAGCUUGGGUCAGUUUAAUAUGGCCCAAUUUCAUUUGCUCUCAUUCCAAUUCCAAGAAUUGUGGUGAGCAAGAUUCCUGUGCUGGAAAGAGUUGAGGUAAGGAGAAUGCUGCAUUUGCUAGUCCUAGUUCUAGCAGGAAUGUUUGGUGCCUCCUGCAGUUUUAGAGAAAUGAUCCAUUUUCUUUUUGUAAAUACACUGUGAGGAAUAUUUCCUUUACAAGUAAAACCCACCCCCAACAGCCUGAUUUUUAUAUUAGCAUCUCCAAAGCCCAUAGUUUUGUUGGAGGUACUUGCAUAUAGAGGUUUUGUAAAUAUAAAAAAGAUCAAGGAUGGGGAAUUUGAUUAAUCACGAAGCAUAAAAGAACUGAUGUUCACUGCUUGUCCUUCUCUCUCCCUCUUUUCGUAUUUAUUUUUUUAGCAUAGAACUUUCUUGAAUAAGGAUCUAGAAUUAUGAACUAAAACCCUGAUUCAGCAUGGUUUUUAACCAUGUGAAAGCUAGUAGGACUAUGCCUGUACUUCAACUUGAGCCUGUGCUUCUACAUCUUGCUGAAUCAAGGCUUUAAAUAGGGAGAAGAAAUUGUUGUGGGUUCAGCUGGUUUAUACUUGUUAUGUGAAACAGUUGCCAUGGGGGUAGUUUUUUAUUUAAAUGGUCAGGACUGCUGUUGUUUUCUGGCAUUGUAGCUCAAUCCGCCAUGAACCAAAAGAAAGACAUUUUUAACUAUUUUAAUCCUCCGCCCACUGGGCCAGAUUCUUCUUUCACUUAGGCCUCAGUCUUGCAAAGCACUUGAGUGUGGGCAGACCUUGAAGUACAUGACCAGAUGGGACUGGUUCUAAAAACCUGUAGCACACUUAAAGGAGGUGUAAGUGGUUUGCAGGAUCGACGCCCUGCUCAGAGGCACGAAUCGGCUGGAUUGAGGCCUCGCCAUUGCAUAGGCAGGUGUAAGGGAGAAGAGAAUCCAUGCAUUUGGGGCAGGAUCAGGCUCUUGGUCUGAAUUUCUCAAUUCGGUGUGUUGGACUUUGCCUGUGCAGGUUCCAGGAAAUUUAGUGGAAGCUGCGGGGUUCAAGUCACUGCCAUCUAUUUGAGAAUGUGCCUCUAUCUUUUCAGUGUAUAAAAUAAUGCAAAAAAUUAAGUACAAUGUCUGUGGUAGAAGCAAAGCUUUUUCAAAUCCGUUUCUCAGGUAAACAAGUGACACUAAUGACAAUGGAGUAACAGCCAUCUAAGAGAAUUUGGAUCAUAUAAAGGAGGAUGCCCUCAAUCUCACAGGAUAGUUGGGUUGCUAGACACGUUUACUGAGCCUUUGAACGCUUGGUGCAAAAGGAAACAAGAAGUGAAAUUUGUAUUCACGGCUACCCUUCGAUAGCGAGAAAAAUGUACAUUUCAAAAGCACAAAGGGAAAACUUAAAAAAAAAAAAAAAAAAGAAAAUAUAAAAAAGAAAGAUACCAGUUAAACUCCUUUUGUCUUUUACUCCCAGUGGGAAGCAGGGUAGAAAUCUAAGGAGAUGCUCUGUUUCACUGCCUGCAGCGCUGGCUGUGGACAUUUUGACUGCUGCCUACAGAGAUUUGAAUGUACUGCUCCUUAAGUUAACUUCCAUAGAACUAGAGGCACCUCUUUAGUAAGUUGCUACUGCUUUAUGGUGCUAAAGAAAACUUUUAUCCCCCCCUUAAGCAUUUAGGAAAUAUUAAAUGGCCCUUUUUAUGAAUGUAACAUAUCCAUUUCUGUUUAACAUUUUACACUGCAAUUUUAACAUGUUUGGAAAUUAUUUGCCUUUUUUCUUUUAGAAUAAGCUUUAUAAAUAUUCUGUAGAGUCAAUUGAAGUAUAAUUCUUAAGGAUCACUCUAAGACGCCUACAAAAUCUUGUAUAUUUUUAAGUGUGCCAAUUUGUAAAAUAUUUUGUAAGUGUAUAUUUUUCUUAGAAAAGUGCUGUGAAGUGUUUGUAUGUGUGAGGUUUCCCUUUUUUUGCACCUUCGGGUGUUAAUAAAAGGAUGUAUACUUAAAAGUUUCUGGUUUUAAAAACCAAAAUACAAAGAAAAAAAUUAAACUUUUGUUGGGAAUUUUGUAAUAAAAAGAAAUGUUGUGAAAGAGUGUAGUGAUAUUGUGUAAAGGAAACUGGAACAUUUGUGAGCGCUUUGCUGUUUUAUAGAUCCUCUUGUAAAUUAUUCUUGUAAUAUUUUUGGUUUUGUUGUUCUUGUUGCAAAGGUUUUAAAUAUUUGUGACUGACUCUGUAUGGUGAAAAUGUCAUAUUGUUAACUUGCUGAGUUUUGUUAUAUUGUUUAUGGAAUAAAUAAAAAAUUAAAAAUCUCAUUUUAAGAUCAUGUAUGAAGAAGGAAUUAAACUCCCAUUUGUUGAA